AUGGGAGGAGAGUAUUUAGUCAGAUCGAACGAACUUUAGAAAAGUCGAAGUGACAAAAAAUGGCUCGAAAAUACUCGUUCGUAGUCGUAGUAAACUCGGUAACUGCGCGAUACUUUACAAUGGCUAGUCAGCGCGCUGUGCGCUUCAUUGUUGGUGGUCCGGUGAAGUUUCGCACUUGUCUGCACGUUUGCAAACAAGGAGCCAAUCCAUCUGUGUUGGCCGUUCCCUUUGCUUCUCACUUGUUCUCGGACGCCAGGAGAGGCAACACUGAAUCUCGUGCGCACAGUUGCUUGAACCCGCCGUUCCCUUCGCGCACGUCUGCCAGGCAGGUAUGUGCCCAAGGAACUCUCCAUGCAUUUGGACGCAACCGAGUAGCUUCCAUCAGCCUAAAUGGCAUUGUAUCCGGCGUACCUACUUUCCAUCUCUCCUCGAACGGUGUGAGAUGGUUUUCGACGUCUGUUAGCAGACGACAAGAUGCUUCGGCUACUGCCACAGCAGAUCCAGUUAUUGCUCAGAACCCUCCGUCUUCGGAAAGCGGUGCGUUUGUAAUUCCGGAACCUCCACCGGUUCCCACACCGCUGCCGGAUGGAGGCGAGUUGGUUCUACAAGGAGGUACGUCCGAUCUGACUGCCUUGGGACUGGGAGGAUGGUGGCCGACGGGGAUGUUUCAGCAGUUUCUGGAUAUGCUGCAUAGUGCUGGUUUGCCGUGGUGGGGCGCCAUAGCGCUGGCGACGUUUUGCCUGCGACUACUUGUUUUCCCUCUGGCCGUCAAAGCGCAGCGUAACGCAUCUGUUCUGCAACAGAAAAUGCCAGAAGUACAGAGGGUGCAGGCGAAAAUGACCGAAGCCAGACUACAGGGUGAUGCCAUGGGAGCUGCAAUGGCAUCAUAUGAACUACAAGAAUUAAUGAAGAACGGAGGGUUUAACCCGAUCAGCUCCCUCAUCCCUAUGUUUGCUCAGAGCGCGAUAUUUAUAUCGGUAUUCAUUGGACUUCGUGGUAUGGCCAAUGCCCCAGUGGAGUCCAUGAAGGAUGGCGGAUUAUUUUGGUUUACCGACUUGACGGUUGCCGAUCCGUAUUACAUUCUCCCAAUUGUCACCAGUAUGACACUGCUAGGUGUAAUGGAAUUGGCAGCGGAAAGCGGGGGUGUGGGAGGCCCGGUUGGUGAAGGGCAAAAAGUGAUGAUGAGAUGGGCUAUGCGCGUACUUCCCAUCAUCAUGUUUCCUUUCAUGGCUCGAUUCCCGGCUGCUAUGUUGUGUUAUUGGUUCACCUCCAAUGCAUUCUCGUUGGCACAAGUGGCUCUCUUCAGAAUUCCCGCCGUACGCGAAGCACUUAAACUGCCUGCCAUAGUUCGCCACAAACCAAGCGCACUGCCCACCAAGAAAAAAGGUCUUCGCGAGAGUUUUCGGGAAUCGAUGCAGAAUUCAAGGAUCUCCCGGGAAAUUGCGGAUCGGUCUCGCAUCGACUCUGUACGUUUUCGUGAAGCGGGAAUGGGGCCUAUUCAGAAGACCUACAAGACCGAUCCUACUAAGCGGCGUAGGGAUGCCGCUAAGAAAACUGCUAACUGAUGACCGUCGCUCUUAUUUUGCAUGCCGGAGUAUCUAGACAGAUGUUGUGAAUAUUAUAAAUAAAUAAUAAUUAUGAUUAUUUCAUUUCUGUUUUAUACUGUUUAUGGCAUGGUUUUAUACUGUUGAUAGAGAAAAGGGAAUAAAAAAUCGUUUUUGACAA
This is a messenger RNA of Paramacrobiotus metropolitanus, 1725 nucleotides long. RefSeq names its product mitochondrial inner membrane protein OXA1L-like. The transcript is spliced from 7 exons. Gene Ontology annotation, cellular component: mitochondrial inner membrane. Bases 60 to 1565 code for a protein of 501 amino acids. Lineage: Eukaryota; Metazoa; Tardigrada; Eutardigrada; Parachela; Macrobiotidae. Gene Ontology annotation, molecular function: membrane insertase activity. Gene Ontology annotation, biological process: protein insertion into mitochondrial inner membrane from matrix; mitochondrial respiratory chain complex IV assembly. The record is from RefSeq and is a predicted model, not a curated record.